AUGGCUGGCGUUAGUAAACAAAGUCAUGGCAAAGACGGUGGGUUGGUUGAAAGUUCUAGGUUGGAGGAGAAGAAAAAGAUACCUGACCGAAACGAAUGGCGUGAGACUCUCGAAUACACAAUUAAAUUGACGGCUGAGAUGAGAAAGCAGAGAAAAACUUGCUGUGAAAAUAAAAGAAAGAAAAACUUUUGUUUAAGUAAUCCCUUAAAAAAAUUAACAACUCCAUUCAUUGUUCUCUUAAUGGCUUCAUCCAAGUCGAACAAAGAUAUUUGCACGUAUCGUGGUUUUGGCUUCAUUCGAGUUUUGUCAUUGGUAUUUUUGGAACGUGCUGAGAACACUGGACGUUUUUAUUUGGUCUUUUGGUGCACUAGCGAGUGCACAGCGGAAGUGAUUUUAUUGGCCGACAAAACACCGAUAAAUUCAUAG
Clunio marinus is the source of this 426-nucleotide messenger RNA. NCBI's taxonomy places the organism in Eukaryota, Metazoa, Arthropoda, Insecta, Diptera, Chironomidae. The record is from the annotation of a GenBank genome assembly.